AUGAGUUCCGAGCGUUCGAGUCUUCACUCGAAGGACUUUCGGUCGCUCACCAGUCGCCCCAAGACGGUCCAAAUCAAGUCCGGAACUUCUGGAUCCGGCAGCACUUCACUUAUAACCUCGAGUCAUCUUGGGGGAGGCAUCAAGCCCAUGAACAAACUCACAGACAAGUCCCGCAUCUCUCCAAGAAGUCAUCUUGUGACAAGACGAAGCCCAACAUCGCCUAAAUCCCCACUAGCCAAAGAGUUGCUGAGCAAAUUGCACCGAGCAUCGGCCAUCAGAGGUAAGCUCGAUCAACUCUCACAUUCAAAAUCAAAUUCUCAUUAUACUUCAAAUUCUCACAUAAGUAGCUCUCAUUCAAUUUUUGCACAAACAAAAACAAAGCCAGUCCGUAUUCCCAGUCCAAGAACUGUAGGAAUACCAAGAGAUGACGCAAUUCAGGUUUCUGCUGUGAAUUUGCCGUUGGAAAAGUCUGAAUCUGAAUCUACAAAUGUAAUUAGUAGUGAUAAGAAUAUUAGUGCUAAGAGUUCGCCUGAUUCUAACAAACAGUUACCGCAACUCAGAGAUAUAUUCGGCAAUGUGGUUAAUCGUAGCUCCAGUCUGAUAGACGAGAAGCCGCGAGUUACUAUGAGUUUGUCUUCACUAGAAAUAGAAGGUCAGGAUGAAGCUCUGCACUUAGUAAAGUUGCAUAUCUCUGCCAACAACGAGUAUAUCUUUCUCACACGUUAUGGCAAGAUCGUAGAAUUCAGUGUAAUUCAUGGCGAAGACCAGCUUCAAUGGAUCAAGUUUGCUGAAUAUGCAGUUGUACUCCGUAUCGCUGGCACUGGCAGCUAUUGGAUAGCCAACCACGACUUGGAAGAUGACGAGUUCAGAGACAAUUUUCGCCAGCACCAGCGGUGGAACGUACAACCCGACGUAACAAUGACGAGGGAUGAUCUAGACAUAGUGCGGACGAAUAUGGCCAACAAUGCCAAUAAAAAGCAGCCUGGUAGAUUGAGCUCGUUGUUCAACAUUAACAAGAUUUCACCCAAGAAGUUCUUUGGUGAUGGACAACGAGCUACGAGAUCAAAAACCAGUGAUCAUUUUGAUUUCAAGCGAUUGGAUCAGUCUGAGAAUAGCGAAAGUUUGCAAAAAGUUCAAGUUCCCGUUAUUCGAGAGACUCCGAAGUCGUUUUCACCAGACUUGCAAUACACCUUUGCCAACAAUAACGUAUUCAAAAUAGCUUAUUCUGACUUCAAGACACUCUACAACAAUGAAUGGAUCAAUGAUACCAUCAUUGACUUCUUUAUUCAAUAUGAAAUCGACAGAGCUAUCAAAGAACGCCGUGUGCGAGAGAACGAAGUCUAUGCAUUCAACUCAUUUUUCUUCACUAAGUUGAUGUCCAAAUCUGCCACUCAAGAUUCGCCUGAUUACUACGGUAAUAUCAAGCGAUGGCUCAGUAAAGUCGACCUCAUGUCAUAUCCAUAUGUCAUUAUCCCUAUCAACGAACAUGCCCAUUGGUACUGUUCCAUCAUAAGAGGAUUACCUGAGUUGUUAAAAGGAGCGCAAAAUCAGAAGGCCACUAUUCAAGUUCCCGAUAGUCAGGAAGACGAACAAGACUCUGUAGACUCUUCUGGCAGUUCACAGGAGCCAUCUGAAGUAGGUGGUGUAAGCCACUCGGCAAACUCGCACAUAGACUUUGAUGAAGAACCUGUAGACGCCAAAGCCGUCCCAACUUCCCGGGCAGAGAUCUUUGUUUUCGACUCGUUGGGUCAACAGCACAACCAAAUCAAAGUUCCUUUGAAACGGUUCAUCAUAGACUAUUGCAAGGAAAAAUAUAAUGUAGACAUAGUCAAGGCUCAGAUCAGGGUCGUAACAGCUAAAGUGCCCAAACAGAACAACUUCAAUGAUUGUGGAAUACAUGUGAUCUACAACGUCCGAAAAUGGCUAGGAGAUAUUUCUCUUUGUGAGAAAUUAUGGAGAGGUUCGUAUCUGACCCGUACGGCACGGUCGUUGUUUUUGGCCGAAGAAAGAAACGGUAUGAGAAAGCAGUUGAUUACUAAAUUGCUUGAGUUACACAAGGAUAGAAUUGUAGGCGAGAGUGACUUGCUGGACGAAGUAAAUCAAGAUGCGCUCUCAGACGAUGAUUUGGAGGUGAUAGAGUUCCAUGCUAACGACAGAGAUGCCAGAGCAGCCAGAGCAGCAAACAGAGCAGACAAUGCCGAUAAAGGAGGUAAUGUCAACAAAGGAGGAAAUGUCGACAAAGGAGGAAAUGUAGACAAAGGAGGUAAUGUCGACAAAGGAAGUAAUGUAGAAGUUAGAAGUGUAAGAGAUAAAACUGAGAAUAGUACUGAUGGCAAAGUUAGUGUUAAUUCUUCAAUCGGCGCACUUUCUUCAAUCGAUGUCAAUUCUUCUAAUGAGUAUCCCAACACUUUAGAUCCUCGGUCGUUCCUGAAACAGUCUCCUUCUAAUGGGGAGCUGAUGAUCAAUGAUAGUCUCCGGAAACAUUUCUCAACCGAUGUGUUGCCUACAUUUGUCAUUCGUUUUCUCAACGAGAACUUCAACAAGAAGAACAGAGAACUCGAUAGCACCAUACUUGCUAUAAUUUCUCGCGAAAUUCGUAGCUUAAAGCACUUGGAAGAACAAGACAAAAGAGUAGCAUCUUCAUUCCAGAAGGUAUUGACAGCCAUCGAUGAAUACCGUGUCCCUGAAAACGAGGCUAUUCGGCCAAAGAAUAAGGAGUUUAAAAUCCAGGAUAGCUACGUAGAAGACAGCAUUCAAAGAGGAGCUAUUCUGUCACCUUCGCUCUACGACUCAGACGAUAUCAACGAGAGUGUUUCUCAAUUGGCGAUUUCAACCAAAUCUCCCCAAACGCCUAGAAGAGUGCAAACUACUCCAUUGAAGGUAACAGACUCAAUAUCAGAAGUGAUUGAGGCAGUCCCGCAAGUCAUUGAGGACGUUAGUUCGGCCGCUUCUUCGGAUCUAGAGAUUGUUUCAGAUGGGGAGUUAUCGCCAGCGAUUCGUUCGAAGCUGAAGUUGCCCACAAAGGAAAUAGUAAGCAAACGUCGCAAAUUGAAGUAG
Scheffersomyces stipitis CBS 6054 is the source of this 3057-nucleotide messenger RNA. It is a transcript of the gene ULP3, whose product is annotated as SUMO protease. Bases 1 to 3057 code for a protein of 1018 amino acids. Gene Ontology annotation, cellular component: nucleus; cytoplasm. Gene Ontology annotation, biological process: protein desumoylation. The record is from RefSeq and is a predicted model, not a curated record. Lineage: Eukaryota; Fungi; Ascomycota; Pichiomycetes; Serinales; Debaryomycetaceae. The transcript has a single exon. Gene Ontology annotation, molecular function: SUMO-specific endopeptidase activity.